Suillus subalutaceus is the source of this 819-nucleotide messenger RNA. RefSeq lists its product as uncharacterized. The coding region runs from base 1 to 819 and encodes 272 amino acids. The transcript has 4 exons. NCBI's taxonomy places the organism in Eukaryota, Fungi, Basidiomycota, Agaricomycetes, Boletales, Suillaceae. The record is from RefSeq and is a predicted model, not a curated record.
AUGGCGUCGUAUUCGCCUCUCCGAAUGCAUGAUCUAGAUCAUCAACCUGAAGACGGUGAAGAUGAUAUUCUCCUCCCCGGCAGACACAUCACCUCUGAGCACCGCACUAUGGACCCUCGAUCUAAACAGCCUGCUUGGGCAACGCUAGGAUUACAGGUCAUCGCAAUUAUUUGCGCGUGUGCACUGUAUAACAUUGCCUCUGCCUCUGUUUCCGGGAAGCGUAAUGUCCAAGGGCUGCGUCAGCCGAACCAGUUUCCAGGUAUAGAAUUAGUCGGCGACGCUCAACAAAAAGAAAAAGCACCAAAGUUGUUCUUUCCAAGUGCCAUAGUACGGGUGAACAAAGCCUUACCUGACCAAGUGUAUACUUCAAGCUCGCAUGUCAUACUGAGCGAUAGCGAUUCGAUGUUCUUUCAAUGGCAUCUCGGCCGGUCCAGAUUCACGUCUUGCUAUAUCGACAGCAUCGUUCCCACUGUUGAAGAUGGUCUUGCGGCCAACAAGUCCUAUACUUCAUCUGGGUCCAUCACCGAAAUCCAAAUUUGGAAUGUUACCACUCCUGCUGAAGGCAUAACGAGCCUCAGCUGGAACACACGACCCCGACGAAUUGCAUUGAUGGGCACUGUCGCGUUCCUUCCCGAGGAAGAGAAGAUUGAGCAGCUAGGACUCGAAGACGGCUGGCAAUCGCAGCUUGCAACGCGGUUCUCGUGUGGUAAGGAAGCGAGUGUUGUUACUGUCGAGGUUGCCUGCGAUGGCUGUAGAAUUGAAUUCGAGCAAUUGUUCUCAGUUCCUCCGUUGGCUUUCGAUCUGAUGGAGAUAGGAUAA